AAGUUUCGCGUCUCUCUGGAUGAGUGGCUGCAGCCGCUCCCUUCCUGCCAAGAGUUAGAGAUACCUUUGCACUUGAAGCCUAUAUAUGAGAAGCACAAAAAUCUCUAUACGGCACAGUUGAAGAAUGUUGUUACCUCUUUUGGGCAGGUCCUGCAGUCAACUUUCUGCAAGCGGUUGGCUCUCAUGUUGAUGGAAGCGCACUCCAAUGCAGUGUCAAACCAUGAGCACAGGAGUGAAGGUUUUGUCGCCCCAAGAGUCAUUGCAACAAGCAGUGUCGAGCGCACGGGAGCGGUGACUUUUGGCACCCCAACAGCCACUGCAGCAGGCAUUGCUAUCCACUCUUCCAAGUGUCCAUUAUCGGAUCCUGAUUCCCAGGCAGAAGCAGGUGCUGAUGAUCAGAACAAGGCACAACCUGGUGGUGUAGUUGCUGCUCCCAAAGUAGUGGAGACCGGUGCAUUAGGUGAGAAGGUUGGGGUGGAAGCGGAACAGGGGGCGGGUCAAAGCACAAGCGUUGCUAAGCGUUCCAGGGCUGCUGCGUUGCAACAAGGUGAGAGUAGCAAUCAUUCUCAUGGGAAGGAUUGUGUGGAGCAGGAGGAAGUUAUACAUCGUGGCGGAAAGGUGACCCCCAAAGAUGCUUGCAACAUGGAUCCUUCGGGAGCUUCUGAUAAGGUUGAAACACCAGUUCUUUCCCAGGGCACGGUGCAGGCAAUGAUGGUAACUGCCUUGGAGUGGGAAGAUGGCCCAUCUUGUGCUCUUUUCUCGGAGGGGACCGAAGACUAUGAGUGGAUGAAUCAAAAAGUGUAG
Aegilops tauschii subsp. strangulata is the source of this 804-nucleotide messenger RNA. The record is from RefSeq and is a predicted model, not a curated record. Lineage: Eukaryota; Viridiplantae; Streptophyta; Magnoliopsida; Poales; Poaceae.